Molecule: messenger RNA, 931 nt
Organism: Caenorhabditis sp. 36 PRJEB53466
Lineage: Eukaryota; Metazoa; Nematoda; Chromadorea; Rhabditida; Rhabditidae
Source: the annotation of a GenBank genome assembly
AUGUUCGAAGAGAAACUUCUCGUCGGAGUGUCCACCACCGUCUCCGUGAUUGCCGUUGUCGCGUGUCUGUUUGUGGUCCCGUCCAUCUACACUACUAUUCAGGAACUUCAUGUUGAGGUAAUCUCUCUUGUCGUGAGCACAGUUGAGAUCUGUACUUUAGGUUCUCUCCGGUGUUUCCUCGUUCCGCAUUGAAACCGAUGUUGCGUGGACGGAAAUAAUGGACGUCCAAGUGAUGGUUUUGCCUCCUUCCAUGCCACGUGUCAAUCCGUUCAACUCGGUGUUCCGCCAGAGGAGACAGUCCUUCUCGAGCCUGCCGGUCUGGUGCCAAUGCGAACCUAUCAAGCCGACCUGCCCUCCAGGCCCACCCGGUCCACCAGGCAAUCCAGGAGUGCGGGGACCGCCCGGUGCUCCAGGACUCCGCGGAAAAGACAAUACCGUCAUUUAUGCCCCGCUCACGUGUCCACCAGUGUCUCAGGACUGCGUCAAAUGCCCUCCAGGCCCAGCCGGACCGAUGGGGCCAACAGGAUCUGUAGGACCAGCAGGUCCAGAUGGUCGGCCAGGAUACCCGGGACCACGAGGAAAUGACGGAUUUCCUGGAGCACCCGGAGCUCCAGGAGACCAAGGACUGCCCGGAUUUCCGGGACUCGAUGGACAGCCAGGAAGAGACGGAGCCGACGGAAAGAGAGGUUAUGGAGCUCCAGGAGCUCCUGGAGCACCUGGAAAACCGGGACCAGCCGGAGCGCCGGGACAAGAUGGGUAUCCAGGACAGAACGGAUGGCAAGGCCGUCAGGGACCAGCGGGACAGGACGGCAUCCCUGGAAAUGUCGGGGCUCCAGGAGCUCCGGGCAACGCAGGACCUCCGGGAAUUCCGGGACCAGAUGCCUCUUAUUGUCCCUGCCCGGUUAGAUCUGCCGCUUUCUUUGGAAACUAA